Plenodomus lingam JN3 is the source of this 1707-nucleotide messenger RNA. The record is from RefSeq and is a predicted model, not a curated record. NCBI's taxonomy places the organism in Eukaryota, Fungi, Ascomycota, Dothideomycetes, Pleosporales, Leptosphaeriaceae.
AUGGCUUUCCAUGGCGAUGGCGACGAUCAUGAUCCCUUUACCAUCGCAAGACGUACCAUGUGCAUAUCACUUCUAAUCGGAACACCAUUGCCCCUGCUCGACGAACUGUACUACAAGUCAGGACUUUCUUGUGAGCCCACCAUGUAUCCACGAUUCGGCGGCAGCUCCGUACCAUGGAUGUCCAUGUAUAACAACAAGCUCACCAUCGCUCUCGAAUGUAUGAGCCAGGGCUGCGAUGCUCUAACAACCCCUAUUCACCUUCUUCAACCGCCUGAGUCAAGUUUUGCUCAAGAACUCAUGAUGAGCCGUUGUUCCGGGACCUCACGGCCACAGUCACGUAUCGUACUCACUCAACUUGGGCCAGACUGCAAGUCAACCAUGGAUCAUAGUCUCCGGAUUACCAAGUUCACGCCACAAUCCAAGAGGCCUUUGUACCCGAAUUUGGCCAUGUCUACACACGAUCGAUGCGAAGAGAAGGGCAGGCUAGCACAGUUCCCCGUAGCCUCUCGUCAUUACGAGCUCAUAUUCCAUUCAUUUCGAUCUCACCCAUCACCAUCAUUAAGAUCUAUUCAUACACUUCCUUUCACAGCAAUUGUGUCCAAUCAUUUACAAAAGAUGCUGUCUCCAAAGACAGUGUUAGCCGCUUCCCUUGUGCUUUCUUCCGUCGCAACCGCCAAUCCUCUUGACCGUCGCGAAGCGAGUCCGGGACUUAUUGAGGACCUCCUCAAUAUUGCUCUUACCCCAAUUACAAAUUUGAUCUCGAAUGUACUUAGCGGAUCGAUAACUGCCAUCGACAACACCAUAUCCAGCAAACCCCUAACGUGCUCACUAUCGAUUUUUGCGCCUGACAAGUGCUGCGUUUGUAAGUUGUUCGGCUUCCUACUCUUGGGCCUUGGUAACAGUUUAGGGUGGGAUGUGUCUGCUGAGCUCACGAGGAGAUUUAAAGAAUCAAACGGCACGUGCAAUGACAAUGCUCGAGCUGCUAUUCGCAUGGGAUUCCACGAUGCCGGAGCAUGGGACAAGAACUCACCCAGCGGUGGCGCAGACGGCUCCCUCCUCAUGGACUUUGGCGAGAUCAAUCGACCGGAGAAUAACGGCCUGCAAAGCAUACGGACACUGCUCCGGGGUGUGCAGUCGCAAUACAGGGUUGGAUAUGCCGACCUCGUACAAUAUGCUCACAACCACGCGAGCAUCUCCUGUCCCAAGGGCCCCCGCGUCCGCACCUUUAUCGGCCGUCAAGAUGCUACCCGAGCGCCUCCGGAUGGCCUGCUACCCGAUGUUCACGACGACCCCGACAAGAUCAUUGCACUCUUUGAAAACAAGGGGAUUGACGCGCACGAUCUUGCCGCACUUCUCGGGGCUCAUGCAACGGCGCGACAACGUUUCGUCGACACGCGGCCCGUAGCCGUCAACAAGCCGCUUGACACAACCAUUGGCGUAUGGGAUGUCGAGUUCUACAACGACACUCUGAACAAUGCUGCUGGGAGUUCGGCAACGCAAAAGGUGUUUGUGCUGCCAUCGGACAAGGCGUUGUCCAAGCAUCCAAAACUCACCGACGAGUGGAAGUCGUUUGUGGGCGAUCAGCAACAUUGGAACGAAGACUACGCGAAGGCGUAUGUAAGGCUGAGUCUGCUCGGCGUAAAGAAUUUGCAGAAUCUGGUCGAUUGCACAAAGACUCUGCCGCCCAGUAGGAAGACUUUUCCUUAG